CUCUCUGAGUUCGAAUAUGAGCCGGCAGAGCGAGUUGGAUUCUAUUCUAUGAACAAAUCAGUUGAACAAAUUUUAUCUUCAAGUAGGACAAAAACUCCCAUCUGUAUCUAUACAAGGAAUUUGAGUCGUACCUAACAAAAAAAAUGAAUCUGGAGACAAGGAAAGUGGGAUUCAAAUCCUAUUACCUGGUCGUCUUCUUCCUCGCAGCUCUAGCCGCCGUUGCGCUCCUAACCCUUGACAAUGGCAGCGGCAUCGUGGAGAAGCGGAACAUGGGGGUUGCUGCGAAUAACAAGGCAAAGGCAGAGAGCAAUGAAGAAAAGAUAAUAGAGCUGGUUUCGGAGUGCAACUUGUUUUCAGGCAGAUGGGUUUUUGGCAAGGCCUCCUCGUCCUCGUCCUCGUCCUCGUAUCCGCCGUAUGAGGAGGGACAAUGCUCUUACAUGACACCAGAGUUUGCCUGUCAGAGGAACGGGAGACCCGACUCCAAAUAUCAAGGUUGGAAAUGGCAGCCUCGGGGCUGCGAUCUUCCCCGCUUUAACGGCACUGCGUUGAUGGAGGCACUGAGGGGGAAGAGGCUUGUGUUUGUUGGCGAUUCGUUGAACAGGAACCAAUGGGUGUCCAUGCUUUGCUUGAUCGAGUCUUCUUCGUCUCUCCGGCACUCCACAGUCAUCAGAGACGGCAAUCAGUUCACCUUCCACGCUCCUGAAUACAAUUCGACAAUCGAUUUCUAUUGGUCUCCGUUGCUGGUGGAGUCGAAUUGCGAUGACCCGAUGGAACACAAGGUGAAGCAGCGUAUUGUUAAGAUCAAAGCGAUAGAGAAGCAUGGCCGGCACUGGACCGACGCAGAUAUACUCGUCUUUGAUUCUUUCAUCUGGUGGCUGCAGCCAUCGAUGACCAUCUUAUGGGGGGGAUCAUUUUCACCCGGGAGCUCCGAUGCAAGCUACAAACAGGUUGUCGAGGGCAUGGAGAAGCGUGUCUAUGAAAUGGCCUUAGACACUUGGUCGGACUGGGUCGAGUUCAACGUCAACAGAACGAGGACGAAGAUGUUCUUUAUGAGCCUCUCGCCAAUGCACCCAUAUGGUGAAAGUUUGGACGUGCUGCAGCACUGCUACAACGAAACAGAGCCAACCUUGGAGGAGGAUGGUUACCGUGGUCGCCGCCGGGUGGAGACAUUUCCCGAUGAUUUCGGCCUAAUCGCACAGUCUGCCAUACAAAAGCUGGCGAGGAGGGGUGUGAGAGUGGAAUACCUCAACAUUACACAUCUGUCGGAUUACAGGAAGGACGCACAUCCUUCCAUCUAUACCUACGACUUUCAAAAGGAGGCAGACCCUCGCAAAAGGAGCCGCCACUCGGACUGCGGCCAUUGGUGUCUUCCAGGCGUGCCUGAUGUCUGGAAUCAGAUCCUCUAUUCUUACAUCAUCAAUUCUUCUAGCUAGAUAUAUACACAUCCUACCAUGUCAAAUGAUUAUGCUACGACGUCUAUCCUCUGAUACUAGAUAGGUUUUACUCCAAAUUUGACUGAACUCGAUCAGAUUUCUCCACCCAAAUACGGUUGGUCGCACGGUGUUUUUUCGCGAAUGGUCCUUCCUAGUCAUCUCGAAUGGGUAGCUAUUGUAGGGAUGAAACCAUGCUGUUCUACUACUUUGUUGAAAACGAUUAAUAAUAAUAAUGUUGAC
Messenger RNA from Andrographis paniculata, 1673 nucleotides. Its product is annotated as protein trichome birefringence-like 34. Gene Ontology annotation, cellular component: Golgi apparatus. The coding region runs from base 144 to 1433 and encodes 429 amino acids. NCBI's taxonomy places the organism in Eukaryota, Viridiplantae, Streptophyta, Magnoliopsida, Lamiales, Acanthaceae. The transcript is spliced from 4 exons. The record is from RefSeq and is a predicted model, not a curated record. Gene Ontology annotation, molecular function: O-acetyltransferase activity.